AUUUUACAAUAGAUGCAUGACCAAAAGACAGUAUUAAUUUGUCAGACACAAUGUCAGGGCCUUCACAACUGCCAUGGGCUUUGUCCUCUCUAUCCAUCAUGUUCUUAUAAAAGUCUUUGAUCCCACAGGAACUUCAGUAGUUUCCUGGUGAGGUGGAGACUUACUCAGGCUGUUAUCCACUUGCGUCUGGAGGAAGCGCGUAGUGUUCUCUAGCUUUAAAUUUUUGAAUCUGUUUCUCAGUUUAUUUCCUCAAUAUGUCAUGGCUUAAAUUAGAACAAGGACUUUAAUUGGUAUUAUCCCAUUGUUUUCUCCAAAUCACCUGCCCUACUGUUUGCUUUGCCUUGUUUUGGCUGUUGUUUGGAGUGCUGGAUAACACAUAAAAGUCCUUGUGCAUGGUACACAAGUGCUCGACCACUGAGCUACAUGUUCAGCCUCCUGUAGUCCUUUUGAUCUUUCCCUCCUAUGCAACUUGUAAAUAGUAAUAUUAAUUCAUGGGCCAGCAAGAUGGCUCAGUAGAUAAAAGAACUUGUUGGCCAAGCCUGACAAUCUAGGUUCAAUCCCCACAGGUCUCACACACUGAAAGGAGAGAAAUGAUUCCCAAAAGUUGUUCCCCAGCCUACACACACACACACACACACACACACACACACACACACACACACACACACACACACUCUCUCUCUCUCUCUCUCUCCACAAGUUUAAUUCAAAAUAAAAAUAUUCAUUCAUAAAAUUUAUGGAGGACUUUCAAAGAAUUACUGAUCACUUUUUAGCUCAGGCUUCUCAAUAUUUAUCUUUAACUUACUUUGGGAAGGGAUUUGCAGCCAGAGUUCAGUUAAUUAAUUGCCCAGCAAUUAAUAGCAAUUGUGAUUCCAGAGCCUUGACUCUAUUCAGAACAUUAAGUCCCUUUCUGCCCCAUCCAGGUUUUACAGGGUCUGAGGUGUCUAGAAUUUUGAUAGCUCUCUCAGAAACCAAAAUUAUAACAUAUAACAAGAAUAUGAUCCUGCUCAGUGCCUUGGAAGGGGGGGCUAUUCAAGUGAGGGGCCUUCAGGGUUUAGGAUUAGUUUUAUGGAAAAAAAAUCUAUUUAUUCUUUUAUAAAGUCUUUAUAAUCUACUUUUGAUCAUACUCCCCCUUCACCAACCUCUGUUAGCCCCUCCUGCUGAAUACUUUCUUUGUAACUUUCCUGUCUAUUUUGUUUUGGUGCCUCACUGCAUUUAAUUAGUGUCGCUUCUGGUGAGCAUGGACUGGGGAAUUUUUUUUUUUUUUUUUUUUUUUGAGACAGGGUCUUACUAUUUAGCCUUGGCUGUCCUGGAACUCACUAUAUAGACCAGGCUGGCCUCAAACUCAUACAGAUCUACCUGCCUCUGUCUCCAGAGCACUGGGGACAUGAAAGGUGUACACCACCACACCUAUCUUUCUUUUUUUUUUCUUUUUUGGGUGGUGCUAGGGACCCAACCCUGGGCCUCAUGCACGUUAGACAAGUACUGUACUUCUUAACCUCUGAGCCAUCUCUCCAGCCCCAGUACUGUACUUCUUUAAGCUCCAUCCAUCGCCUUGAAAAAGCAGUUUUCAAAAGAUUAUUUUUUUAAAUUAAGAAAAAAAUAAGUGAAAUAAGAAAAGAAGGGGCUGGAGAUAAAGCUCAGGAGUGGAGGAGCACUUACCUCCAGCACUGGGGGGUGGGGGAUGAGGUGUGAAGUAAAAACUAAUUGUUUAACUGUAUUGUCAUAGCAACCCUGAGGGAGGUUAUGAGGUGGGUAUUAUCUUUCUUGUACAGAGUGGAGAAUGAGGUUUGCCUUGCCUAAGGGCAUAGUACAAGUAUCAAAGGCAGAACUCAGGGAACCUGGCUCCCAGGUUUAUACUGGGAAUGUAUCACUGUUUCCCACCACAUUCCAUAGUGCAUACCCUUAUAAAUUCACACCUGAAAUCGGGUGCAUGCCUGCAAUCCCAGUGUGGGGAGGUAGAGAGAGGCACAAAUGUAAGAGCGUCCUCAGCCACACAGGUAAGGUCUGAGGCCAGCACAGGGUGAAUGAGACCGUGCCUCAAGAAUAAAACAACAAAAAACCUCCAGAUUCUAAACCAGGUUCUUCCCAUCUCUCUAGCUCACCUUUUCAAACCAUCUCCCUGAACACUUGUCACCAGAAUGAUCCAAGUACUCCCCCCCCCCCUUUUUGUGGUGCUGAAUAUCAACCCUGGGGCCAGACUCCUGAAAACUAAAUAUGGUACCACUGAACAGCCUAGCCUUACACUAACCAUCCUAAAGCACCACUGUUUUAAGUUCCAAACACCCCAAUGAUCUGAAGAGCUUUACCCUUCUACUCUUUUAUCGGAUAUAAAAGGCAAAUUAUUGCUCAUAAGCAGUACUUGUCAGUGGACUUCAUACUGGAGCCUAACAUUUCUUACUGAGAAGGUAGGUGACAGCACACGGCACCUUCUCUUCAAUCUCUGGUUCUUCAUUCACAAGAGAAACUACAGAGUCUAUUUCAGAGUGUUAGGAAAAGUGAGUGUAGGUGAGGAGAGGCUGGAGGGCACAUGAGGAGGAGGAGGGCAGGGUUCUGGUAUGCAGUAAUCUUCAAAAAAUUUUCUUACCGGACGUGGUGGCACAGGACUUUAAUGCCAGCACUCCCGAGGCAGAGGCAGGAGGAUCUCGAGUUCGAGUCCAGCCUGCUCUACAGAUUUCCUGUGCAGCCAGAGCUACAAAGAAACACUGUCUUGAAACGCCCCCCCCCGCAAAAAAAAAAAUACUAAUUUACCUCUUCAAGGGAUUUUGCUAUUCUUGACUAAGAAUCAAAAAUGGCUCUCCUGACACAUCAGCCUCUGUAGUUUUGACUUUAAGUGCUGACCACUUCCUAGCUUGGUGACUUCUGCCAGUCAACCUCGUGAAGCCCGGGGUUCCUUAUUUACAAAAUCUUCUUAGUUAGAACCUACCUCCUAAGGUUGUGAGGGUCAUACAAGUUAAUUCUGGUGCAGUACUUAGCAUGCAACGGUCCCAACUCCACUAGCUAGACUUCCAUCCUGUCCCCAAAAUUCAGUGUCCAUAGAAACCAGGCCUGAGAGCAUGCUCCAGCUGCGCUUCCGACGUGCACUCCCUCCGCCCCAGGGCCAGAGUCUCUCGCGACCGACUCGUCCUUUUAAACUCAGCGUUCAUCAAAUGCCACAAGUCAGGCUCUGUGACGAGACCCUUGCGUAAAACUGCGCCUUAAACUUCCUAGCGCCUCCACAGUCGCGGAUUUAGCGCGAGGAAACAGGCCCGGAGCGUUCCAGCGACUUCCUCGGGUCCCCGAGCCCGGGUUCCAGGCCCGUCUUGGAGUCCACCAAGCGUCCGAGCCGCACCGCGUCCAUUCAAACGCUGCCCAGUGCCUCGACUCCGCCCGUCCAUCAUCCUCCGCACCUCGGGGCCGGCCUCGGGGCAGCCUUUCCCGUCUCCCCUGCAGAGCCUGAGGGAUACUAGAUUUGCACUGCAUUUUGGGAUUCAUCGACACUUAAAAUGCCACCUGCAAUUGGAGGACCAGUCGGAUAUACACCCCCAGAUGGAGGCUGGGGGUGGGCAGUGGUAGUUGGAGCUUUCAUUUCUAUCGGCUUCUCUUAUGCGUUUCCCAAAUCCAUCACUGUCUUCUUCAAAGAAAUUGAACUUUUAUUCACUGCUACUACCAGUGAAGUGUCAUGGAUAUCAUCCAUCAUGCUGGCUGUCAUGUAUGCUGGAGGUCCUAUCAGCAGUGUCCUGGUAAAUAAAUAUGGCAGCCGUCCGGUAAUGAUUGCUGGUGGCUGCUUGUCUGGUUGUGGCUUGAUUGCAGCAUCUUUCUGUAACACAGUGAAGGAACUUUACUUUUGCAUUGGCGUCGUUGGAGGUCUUGGGCUUGCUUUCAACUUGAACCCAGCUCUGACCAUGAUUGGCAAGUAUUUCUACAAGAAGCGACCAUUGGCCAAUGGGCUGGCCAUGGCAGGCAGCCCUGUGUUCCUCUGUACCCUGGCUCCACUUAAUCAGGCUUUCUUUGGUAUUUUUGGCUUGAAAGGAAGCUUCCUAAUUCUUGGGGGCCUCCUGCUAAACUGUUGUGUAGCUGGAUCCCUGAUGCGACCAAUAGGGCCUAAACCAGGCAAGGUAGAAAAACUGAAGUCCAAAGAGUCUCUUGAGGAAGCUGGAAAAUCUGAUGCCAACACAGAUCUCAUUGGAGGAAGCCCCAAAGGAGAAAAGUCGUCAGCCUUGCAAACAAUUAAUAAGUUCCUGGACCUGUCCCUGUUUGCCCACAGAGGCUUUUUGCUGUACCUGUCUGGAAAUGUGGUCAUGUUUUUUGGACUCUUUACCCCUUUGGUCUUUCUUAGUAAUUAUGGUAAGAGUCAGCAUUAUUCCAGUGAGAAGUCAGCCUUCCUCCUUUCCAUUCUGGCUUUUGUCGAUAUGGUAGCCAGACCUUCCAUGGGACUUGUAGCCAACACUAAGUGGAUCAGACCUCGGGUCCAGUACUUCUUUGCUGCUUCUGUUGUUGCAAAUGGAGUGUGCCAUUUGCUAGCACCUUUGUCUACGAGCUAUGUUGGGUUCUGUAUCUACGCGGGAGUCUUUGGAUUUGCCUUUGGUUGGCUCAGCUCCGUAUUAUUUGAAACACUGAUGGACCUCGUUGGACCCCAGAGGUUCUCCAGUGCUGUGGGCUUGGUGACCAUUGUGGAAUGCUGUCCCGUCCUCCUAGGACCACCACUUUUAGGCCGCCUCAAUGACAUGUAUGGAGACUACAAGUAUACGUACUGGGCCUGUGGCGUGAUCCUCAUCAUCGCGGGCAUCUAUCUCUUCAUUGGCAUGGGCAUCAAUUACCGACUUUUGGCCAAAGAACAGAAAGCCGAGGAGAAGCAGAAAAGGGAAGCUAAGGAGGAGGAGGCCAGCACAGAUGGCGGCGAGAAGCCCAAGGAAGUAACCAAAGCAGCACAGUCCCCGCAGCAGAACAGCGCCGGAGACCCCGCAGAGGAGGAGAGUCCCGUCUGAACGGAGCAGGAGCAGAGCAGUGUGUGACCCGAGACGACAUCCGAAACCAUUCUGCUGGCCUCUCGUCUUCCAGUGGUGCUCAAUGCAGACAGUGGACAUUUGUGUGGAAACCUACCAGGUGUUCAUUGGUGGAUUUUUUUGUUUUUGUUUUUGUUUUUUUGUUCACUCCUUACCAAUGCCGGAAUUCAAAAUUUACUAUGCUUUAGGGAGGGAGUGGUUGGCAAAGGAUAUGGGAAAGAACUAGGGAUUUUGUUUUGUUUUGUUUUAAUCUUAGCUUUUAACAGUCUCAUGAAGAUUAUAAUAUGUGCCUUAAGUUUUAGUUUUAGAACUCUUUAGAGAGCCUUAACUUUUAAAACCAUUCUGCUGAAUUCAUCUAUUUUAAAAGGAAGAAUAACAACUAACUUGCUUGAGGUAACUCUAACCUUAAUCUGGUUUUGUUGUUGUUUGUAAUGCUUUGUCGGAAAUUGUUACCGGAACAUUUAUGGAUAGAAAUAUUAGUUAAAAGUUGGAGAUUUAUAAAAUACUGAUGAAAGUAUUUUUCUAGCAUCAUAGUUGCCUGGUGUAGGUGCCUGCUAGGUAUAUAUUUAAGAAAUUUAAAGCAUGAAAUUCUGGAAACAUCUUGGCUGUUGUAGCCACAGUCUGUCUGUCACCUGCUGGGUGCCUCCUCUCAGAUGCUUCCUGCAAGCCUAGAGCUAGAAUGUUAUCACUAGAUUGCUACCUUUGCUCCAGUUCAGAGACAUUGAGUGGUUAGAAGUCAUUGCCAUUUUUGAAAUCUACUGCAAAAAUGUUAGUAUUAAAAUCUACAAAACAUUAUUCAAUACAGUCUGAUUUAAUAUAGACAAGUAUUUCAGGCAUCAGCUGAAUUCAGCUUGGGUUUUCCAAGACCCUAGUUAUGGUAUGAAACUCUUGUAAUCUUUGAGUUGUGUGGGUUUGGGGGGGCUUGGUGGUUCUGAGGAUUGAACCCAGGGCCACAAGCAUGCUAAGCACAUGCUGUACCUCUGAGCCACAUCCCACCAGCACCCCGGAAUCCUCCUUAACCCCCAAGACCUUUUCUCUUUGAUUUUUGAUAGUUCCAUUUAUAUUCUAGUUUAGAGCUGUAUGUGAGAGACUCAGUACAGGACUGAAUGUGUGUGCUAUUUUUGUUUUUUACAUUGUUUUUCAGUAUUUGCAAAACCAAGAGGGUCAGAGUUUGGCCCCAGGGAAGCCAAUAAAAGAUAAAAUAGGGAGGGAGUUUGCUGAGUUCACUUGGUUUCAGUAAGUACCCACCUCCCUGCCACAUGCACCAAGGCUUAAAGAGAAACUUCUAUCAUGCUUAGAAUUAUUGGACAGUCUUGGCUCCACAAACCUUAGCUUUUGUGACCCUUUUCACUUACCUGAAAUGGAGAAAAUGGGUUCAGUGUAAGGACAGGAGGAAGGAUGGACCAGAUUGGAAUUGUAGUAUUUUUUUUAACCCAAUGUCUUCUAAAUAGAGGCCAAAAAGAUAUAUGACACUGAAUUGUACUCAAUGCAUUUAAAAUACCAUGGUAAUUGACAGGGUGAAAAUAUAGAUUUGAAACCUGUGUAAGAAGAAGCUGACUUUUUCCAAAUAAAACAUGUAUUUUAUUUUUAGAAAACAGGCCUUCACAUGUUUAUUUGAGAGACGUAUUGUGUCUUCAUUUUUAUUUUCAUUUUGACCUUUACUAAUACUGGGCCAUCUGGUUUAUAUGCCUUGAGACUCGUGCACAUGGUUUACCGUAUGUUUUCGCCUUCAUUUGACACAAGCAGGAAUGGAUUGAAAACAACCCGCGUCUUGAAUUGCUCUCACCUGAUGCAGUUAGCCUUAGGACGCAGUGGAAAACGGCCUUGCAAUAGCGUGGUGGCCGGAUUUUAGAGAGGAAACCUGCAGAGUUUAGGCUGUUGAUGGCAGAAUUCGAAGCCACAUGUAAAGGAUUCCCAUCUCAGAUUCGGAAGCUGCAUUUGCCGGGCAGGUUUGCCGCCUGUGCUGAGGGUUAAAACCCACGUUUCAUGAUGCAUGUUCACUGUCACUCUUCAGAAGGAGGGGUUCUGAGUUUAUAGUCAGAAGCCAAAGCUGCCAUAAAACUGGAACUUGAAACUAACUAAACUUUUUUUGCUAACUGCUCAGUUGUUCUUUCUGUCACUGGGUUCUAACAUAAGAUCGAUGUUAGUAAAGGCUGUGUGUAAAGGCUGGGUGGCACUUAGCACAGACAGCCCUUCUCUGUCCCUUUCUCACUCCCAGUGCAUUUAUUAGUUUAUCAGCUGUGCUGUGAAUGAGUCCUGGAGGCAGUGGGCUCUCUGAUCCUUGUCCAUUACUCCUUUUGAUACUGAUUUCAUUUGACGUUUUAUUUCAGUUCACAUAGUUAUAUUAGCUGCUCAAUAAGAGAUGUGAGUACAGACAUGAACCGUCACGUACAGUAGAGUGGGAAAAUUGUUUAAGAAACUGAUAGGCUGGACAAUUUUCAAAUUAUUAUACUGUAAACCACAUUGCUCAGGAUCACAUUCAGACCAAGUCUGUUGGAAAUUGAGAAUAUCUUCACCAGCUGAAAUGAAUACUUUGCACAAAAUUAUGGGUUUUUUAGUUUAUAAUUAAAUAAUUUCUCCCCUUUCCUCCUCUAACCCCUCCAUGUACAUCCUUCCUUGUCACUCACAUUCACAGCCUCUUUAUAAUUGUUCUGUGUGUGUGUGUGCAAUGCGCACCUAAAUACAAAAUACAAACUGCUCAGCCCUUG
Peromyscus californicus insignis is the source of this 7693-nucleotide messenger RNA. RefSeq names its product solute carrier family 16 member 1 (gene Slc16a1). Gene Ontology annotation, cellular component: membrane. Gene Ontology annotation, molecular function: monocarboxylic acid transmembrane transporter activity. Gene Ontology annotation, biological process: transmembrane transport; monocarboxylic acid transport. The transcript is spliced from 5 exons. Lineage: Eukaryota; Metazoa; Chordata; Mammalia; Rodentia; Cricetidae. The record is from RefSeq and is a predicted model, not a curated record. Bases 3486 to 4967 code for a protein of 493 amino acids.